Durotheca rogersii is the source of this 3204-nucleotide messenger RNA. Its product is annotated as glycoside hydrolase family 47 protein. The record is from RefSeq and is a predicted model, not a curated record. The coding region runs from base 512 to 2659 and encodes 715 amino acids. Gene Ontology annotation, biological process: carbohydrate metabolic process; N-glycan processing. The transcript is spliced from 3 exons. NCBI's taxonomy places the organism in Eukaryota, Fungi, Ascomycota, Sordariomycetes, Xylariales, Xylariaceae. Gene Ontology annotation, cellular component: endoplasmic reticulum; membrane. Gene Ontology annotation, molecular function: mannosyl-oligosaccharide 1,2-alpha-mannosidase activity; calcium ion binding.
UCCACUGCUGUCGAGUAUAAACUAUCCACCUACUACUUCUACAUAUAAAUCCUGCCACUGUUAAUUCCAAUCCGUUUGGUAGAUUAGACAGGUUACCUACAUAAUUGCAUGCCGCCAGCAAGGGUUAGCUGUGACCCUUGAUGCCAACUAAUUCUCUACAGCGGUGCUUUCAUAUUGCUUCCUCAUCUUUCUAAUAUAAUCCCCUAACAACCCUCUCACUCGACUGGGCGAGGGGGCCUCAAAGGGGGCCGUUGCAUGAGGAAGAAAGAAGGUCUUAUAUCCAUACCGCGUCAUCUCGUCCUAGGCGUUGGGUUGACCUAUUUAUGUAGCGACUACUGCCUGUCAUCUCUCGUCUCUUCUCUCGCCCUCCACCCACCUACCUAUCUACCUAUUUCCCUACCUACCUAAUCUACCUCUGCUUCUUUCUUCUCCCCCUCCAAACCAUACCCGCCUCGGAUCGCCGAAUUCCGGGAAAUGAGUGUCGUCCUCGUCUGCUACGCCUACCUACUCCAUGAACGUUCGCGACCCGUUUGGCCUCCAUCGAAAGAGCGCUCUCUCUAUCUUUAGAACUACCGCCUCGCGUGCUGCCAUCGACCUCACCGAACGCGCCGUUGAGGCAAGCGUUAAUGCCAUUGAGAAGAGUAAACAAGUUGCCGACAACUUUGACAUGUCCUUCGCCGUCCCUAAAAAUGUCCCCUCGUUUGGAAACCCGCAGAGGAUAGUGGAGGAUCGCGUCUGGGGAAAUAGUGCGGUUACGUCGCGAGGGGGAAGGGGUCCGUCGCAACCAGCCAAGAACUCGGGUAUGUUCGGGGAGGUCCAGGGUCGAGUCGGUAACCUAUUCGAUAAUCGCGAGGGCCUUCCCAUGUACAAGGACAAGCCGUACGCGUACCCGGCCUCGCAACGGGUUAGACCCAUCUGGCGGAGAAAACGCACGCUCCUCACUGCCCUGGUACUACUUUCGCUGCUGUACUAUUUCGGCGUCUUCUCUCAGCGCCGGGACACCGCGGUUUCCCCCAAGCCCGUGUGGGGUUGGCUUCACUCCAGUCCGGAAUCAUCAAAGACGGCUGACUGGCUUAAGAGGAGGGAGCGUGUUGUCGAGGCCUUCACUCUGAGUUGGGAUGCCUAUGAACGAUACGCCUGGGGCUACGACGUGUUCCAUCCCAUCUCUAAGAAGGGUGAGCAGAUGACUCCGAAGGGGAUGGGCUGGAUUAUCGUCGACGCGCUGGACACCAUGAUCCUGAUGAACCUGACCUCGAGAGUCGCGCACGCGAGGGAAUGGAUCUCGGCUUCCUUGACCUACGACCAGGACCAGGACGUCAGCACUUUCGAGACGACGAUCCGUAUGCUAGGGGGCCUUCUCUCGGCCCAUUACCUCUCUAGCCAGUUCCCGGAGAUGGCGCCGCUGGCCGAGGACGACCCAGGCGCAGCGGGAGAGGAUCUUUACUUGGAGAAGGCGAAAGAUCUCGCUGAUCGGCUUGUAACGGCCUUUGACAGUCCCUCUGGGGUUCCCUACGCUAGUGUGAACAUCGGCAAGUACGAGGCCCUGCCAGCUCAUGACGAGGGUGGCGCGUCGUCUACUGCCGAGACCACCACCCUGCAGCUGGAAUUCAAAUAUAUUGCCAAACUGACGGGCGAAAAAUAUUUCUGGGACAAGGCCGAGAAGGUGAUGGAAGUGGUUGACAAUAAUGGCGUCCAAGACGGCCUAGUCCCCAUAUAUAUACACGCCACCGACGGCACCUUCAGGGGUCAUAACAUACGGCUAGGAAGCCGGGGGGACUCGUAUUACGAGUACCUUAUCAAGCAAUACCUACAGACCAACAAGCAGGAAUCCGUCUAUCUAGAGAUGUGGAACGAGUCCUUGCGGGGAGUGCGCAAGCAUCUUGUCACCUAUACGGAACCGUCUGGAUUUACGAUCAUCGGAGAGCGGCCGAACGGUCUACAGGGUUCUCUAUCGCCCAAGAUGGACCACCUGGUCUGUUUCAUGCCCGGGACGAUCGCGCUGUCGGUGACCGGCGGGCUGACGGAAGCAGAAGCCAAGAAGCGGUCGACGUGGACGAAGCAGAACGAAGCGGAUAUGCAGCUGGCGAGGGAAUUGAUGCAGACAUGCUGGGCCACGUACAAGUGGAUGGCUACCGGGCUGGCGGCCGAAAUCACGUACUUCAACAUCGCAAACCCUCCCCUGGCCGAAUCUGCCCCCCACCGUCGGCCGACGGACAACUUGGACGGGGAUGCUCAGGCGGAGUGGCGGAAGGAUAUCACAGUCCACGCCAUGGACGCCCACAAUCUGCAGCGACCGGAGACGGUGGAGAGCCUGUUCUACAUGUGGAGGAUUACAGGCGACAUCAAGUACCGGGAAUGGGGCUGGGAGAUGUUCAAAUCGUUCAUGAACUACACGGCCGUGCAGGACGGCGGGGGCUUUUCGAGCUUGUCGGACGCUAACGUGGUCCCGCCGGUGAUGCGGGACAACAUGGAAAGCUUUUGGCUGGCCGAGACGUUGAAAUACAUGUACCUCCUCUUCUCGCCGAACGAUCUCCUCCCCCUGGACAAGAUCGUUAUCAACACGGAAGCACACCCGUUUCCGCGGUUCGACAUGGGGCAACUCUUUUCGACGGGAUGGAAGCGGAAACCCCGAGACGCCGAGGGGAAGAUUAUCAAAUGAGACACGUGACGGAUGCGCGGGACCCGACUUAUGCAGGGACGAGUUAGAUGCGAGGAGAAAAAAAGUUUCUUAAAAAGGGCGGUAGAGGGCGUGCAUUGGUGAGAGGGCGUCGUGGGCGCAAUGGUGCCAGGGCAAAAGGGGGAGUAGGGUGGCUUCCAACGGGACCUCUCUCACCCAGGUAUAUACAAUAGGGCAUGGCGUGGUUGGAUAUGUACAAACUCUGACAAGGACGACGACGACGACGGGUACGGGGAAUGUGCUCUCCAACGCUCCCGGCCUGGGCAGUUGAUAUAUAUAGGCGAUAAGCGGCAUCCAGGAUGGAUAGACGCGGACGCCGAAGAAGGUGAAAAAAAAAGGUGGUGGUAUACUACGUUAGGUAGUAUACAGAGGUAUUACUACCUUGGCUGAUGAGGAGGUGCCUCCAUUGACGCAUAUGCAUAUAUGUGCAUGGGUGUAUGCAUGUACCUAUGUAGAAGGCCCCCACGCCAUUGGAUGAUGUCUGAGCUUGCGGGGGGGAGGGGGGGGACGGGGGCGACGAAGCUGGC